Molecule: messenger RNA, 2138 nt
Organism: Ipomoea triloba (trilobed morning glory)
Lineage: Eukaryota; Viridiplantae; Streptophyta; Magnoliopsida; Solanales; Convolvulaceae
Product: membrane protein PTM1-like
Exons: 5
Coding region: 6-1703 (565 amino acids)
Biological process (GO): transport
Cellular component (GO): membrane; Golgi apparatus
Source: RefSeq, a predicted model, not a curated record
CAUAUAUGAUACACACGCAUAUACAUUUUAUAAUAUAUAUAUAUAUAGAGAGAGAGAGAGAGAGAAAAGAAAGGGAAAGGGAGAGGGAGAUGAGAUACAGGGGAAAUAGAAAUGAAUGUGAUCUGAUGAUGGGCAUAAUGUGGGUAAUUGUGAUUGUGGGGAGUGGGGUAAUAGGGGUGGAAGGGUCGAUCCACGAAUAUGGGAAUGAGGCUUUCAUUCCUCGCUUCAAUUCCUUCUUCUUCCAUGGCGGCAGUGAAGGGCUUUACGCUUCUAAGGUGCAGCAGGAACACGACCCUCCCAAACCCUCUCCUGAAGACGCCAAUAAACCACUCAAUGGCAAGUCAUUCAUCAGAUUUGAGUCUAUCACCUUUAGAAGGACAAAAGAGGCUGCAAAUACGCAAAAUGAGAUGCAGCAUAGUACGGGAAUGGUUGAGGCCAUUAUACUGGACGUCAAAGAUAGGGAUAGAAUUGGUGGCUAUUAUCUGAACUCUGAUGCAAUAUGCUGCACCCCAAAUCUUGCCAAAGAUGGAUUGUGUAAGGUAGGAGAGGUUAUCAUACGCCAAGAUCCUGACAACCCCGGGUGGCCUAAACGAAUUCAGACUUCUUUUGAGGGAAAAAAUGAAGAAGCGUAUAUGAUGCUUCAAAACAUUGAAAUCAAUAAGACGGGAAUGUAUUAUCUAUAUUUCAUGUUUUGCAACCCAGAACUCAAGGGCACAUUGAUUAGUGGAAAGACUGUUUGGAGAAAUCCAGAAGGUUAUCUACCGGGGAAGAUGGCACCACUUAUGACAUUUUACGGCCUGAUGUCACUGGCGUACCUCAUUCUUGGUCUCGUAUGGUUUUUGCGGUUCUCGCGAUACUGGAGGGAUAUAAUACAAUUGCACUACCACAUAACUGCUGUUAUUGGGCUUGGAAUGUGUGAAAUGGCUCUUUGGUAUUUUGAAUAUGUGAAUUUUAAUUCCACAGGAAGCAGGCCAAUGGGAAUUACCAUUUGGGCAGUUACCUUCAGUGCCAUCAAGAAAACCGUCUCAAGGCUACUUCUUCUAGUGGUUGCGAUGGGUUAUGGUGUUGUGCGACCCACCCUAGGAGGUAUAACCUCGAAAGUACUACUUCUUGGUGUGGUAUACUUUCUGGCUUCUGAAGCUCUUGAGCUUGUCGAGCAUUUGGGAAAUAUCAAUGACUUUUCUGGAAAGGCAAGACUCUUUUUGGUACUACCAGUUGCUUUACUGGAUUCCUGCUUCAUCGUCUGGAUUUUUUCAUCAUUAUCGAAGACUUUAGAGAAACUUCAGGUUCGGAGAAGCCUGGCCAAACUUGAGUUGUACAGAAGGUUCACCAAUGCUCUUGCCAUUUCGGUUCUGCUUUCUGUUGCCUGGAUAGGUUAUGAGUUAUACUUCAAUGCAAGUGACCCUUUGAGUGAAUUGUGGCGAAGAGCCUGGAUUAUUCCGGCUUUCUGGAUUUUAUUAGCCUAUUUGUUGUUGGUGAUGAUAUGUGUUCUCUGGGAUCCUUCAUAUAACCCUACCAGAUACACGUACUCGGAGGAAACUGGCGAUGAUGAGGAAGAGGCGUUGUCCCUGACAGCCAGUGGGGUAAAAAAAGUGGCAGGAGAUUUUGCGAGCAAACUGGAAAGGAAGGAAAGGAAGGCAUCAAUGUCAACAGAGCAUGUGUUUGGACUAGUAGAAGAUAUCGAGGAGGACAAGAGAGAAUGACCUUUUCAUCUUCUUCGCCAUUGGUUGUCCAUUCCUUCAUACAGAAGUUUUCCUAGACGCGCUAACCACUCCUUUCACAUUUUCUGUAAAACGCUCGAGAACAGACUGCAAUAAACGCCUGGGCAGAGGCUUGAUUUUGUGUUAGAAGACAGAGGAGCUGAAGGAGAUUUGACAGAAAACCGUUAAACUACCGAAAGGGUUGGUGAAAGAUGAGGGUUAUAGACUUAUAGUUUCAUUUUGUGAAGGUCAAGAGCUGAGGUCUCAUAUAGAGGUCACUGAAACAACUAUGGCAUAUUCAAAGGGUAGUUAAUUGAUAAACUAUUGUGUGUGAAAAGCUUGAUAAUGAAUUAGGUUGUGUUUAGACCUAUGGUUUAUCAUAUCUGGUAUCCCAUACACAAAAUUCUUGAUUGUUCAUCUGAUAUUCAUUUGAAGAAA